Molecule: messenger RNA, 2381 nt
Organism: Limulus polyphemus (Atlantic horseshoe crab)
Lineage: Eukaryota; Metazoa; Arthropoda; Merostomata; Xiphosura; Limulidae
Exons: 6
Coding region: 124-2247 (707 amino acids)
Source: RefSeq, a predicted model, not a curated record
GGUUUUCGAAAUACAAGUAAACGAAUAACCAACUGACAACAUAAGUUCGUAUAAAUAGUACUACAAGUACUCCUAAAGGCUGCAGGUCGAAGUGAAGUUUCGUAUUAUUCAAAAUAUCUAAUAAUGGAGGAGAGUUGUUUGACAGGAACAGUCAACACAACUGUCAAGAGAAGAGUAAAGAGAAGGCCUUCAGUUAUUCAUCAGGCUAGAAAGGUAGUCAAUUCACAGGAAAAGAGUUUACACAAGUCCAUGCUGUCUCGUUCGAGACUUGGGAGCUGUACAAAUCAUAAGAGAAAAAUCCAAGCUUUGCUAGCUAACAAUAAAGCCUUGGCUCAAGCUUUAGAGGUUUCCAAGUGUGAAUUACGUCAGAGAGAUGAAGUUAUCCUAGAAUUGUGUCGUCAAAAUAGCUUAACAGUACCUACGUUAAUUAAAGGUAAGCUCCAGGAAGUCUGUAACCAUUUGCAUUCUAUGGUUAAGAUACUACAAGAAGCUCUUACCCUGUGUGAUCGACCUGAGGAUUCCACUGUACUACUUACCUGUAGUGAUGAGACUAACAAGUCACUAAAGGUUGAUCAGUCACAAAGUGUAACAAGUACCAUUACUCCUGUACAUGUUCAAGCUAAGAAUAAGAAGAGUUUUCUUGGACAAAACAAGAGUACAAAAUUCGAAAAACCUGCGGAAAAUCUUCUCAAAAAACAUAAAAGUGACACAUCUCAAGAUACACCCUGUUUGUUGAAAGUUUCUCAGUUUAAAUCAAACAACCAAGCACCUGCAAGUGAAAUGACACCCAUUAUUGAACAGUCUUUCUUAGUGGAGGAAGAGGCUCUACCUUUCUUAAUUGAAGAUAAAGAUACCACAAGUGUUUUAAUAUCUGAUGAUAUCAUAUCUCACGUGCACAUCAACAACAAGAGGAGGUACUCAUCAAGAAUUGAAGGGAAGCAAAAGUCACUAGAGUUUGUAGAAGAAAUACAUACAGGAAGUGGAGAUGGUGACAGUCUUGAUUUGUUAUCAGAAGGAGGGUUAGCAGAAGAAACCCUAGAAUCUUGUAGGCAGUUUCAUCCUUCUGUUUUACUUGAAAGACUAUCACAUGAUCCAAUUACAGGUAGCAAUCUUGGUGAUAUUUUGCCCAAUACAAUAAAAUCAAAACGUGCAAUAGAAGAACAGGAAUUUAAUAACAACAUUGAUUUGUCUGUCACACCCAAGUUACCAAAACUUCAUAGUAAGAUUCCUGUUGUAAAAUCUUCAAAAACUGAAAGUGAUAAAAAGUUAAACUCGGCCCAGAAUCGUAGAGAUACAUUCACUGUGCCCAUACUACAGCAGUCAAAGAGAAAGGAAAUAUUUCCUGUGAAUUCAUUUGAGGAGAAUUCUAGAAGAGGCACAUUUGUUGUUCAGAGAUUGAAAGAAGACUCCAAAUCUAAAACUGAUACCAAAUCAAUUGAAAAAGUUUCACUAAGUCCAAGCCAACAAGAAAGUGACACUAUUUUAAUCUCAAGGACAUUUAGUGUAGUGGAACCAAACCAAGAUAUUUUGAAGCCUGAGUUGCAGGGUAAUCAAAGUGAUAACUCUAAGGAAAUUGAAACUUGCUUAUCAGGCUGCUCAGUUGGUGUUGUGGAUGUGGGGACUUGUGGCCCAAAGGAACCCUCAGUAAAGAGCAGUUCUGAAGACAAAAGACUGCUUCUUUCUCCUUUGGUGUCUCAAAGGCACAAUGAUAAGAGUAAGCCUGUUCACCAUCCUUGUUCACAGGAGGAAGAUGCCACAUGUGUUUUACCAGAAGAUAUGGAGCUGACUUGUACUCUAGACACCUUAGUAGCUAGUCAGUCAAGAUCCUUAAUAACAACAGAUCCAGUGGAUGGAACUCAUCAUCCACAAGGAUCAUCAGUGGAACAAAACCAUAGAUCACAAGCCAAACUAGCUGAAAAGGUUGAACUAUCAGGAGAAAAAUCCAUCACUUCAGUGGCAACACUUGACCAUGAGCAAACAUUUAGUGAAGAUAAUGAUGAUGACCCAGAGUAUGUUCCAUCACCAAAUAAACAUAAUAGAAGAAAAAAUAAACAAAAAACUGGUGGAAAUUUGCAUGGGAAAAACAGAAAAGAAAAAAUAUUCCUAAUUUUCGAUUCUUUUCCAAUAAGGGUGGCUACAUAUCUAGUAAUUCUAAGACCAAGAAAGUUGAUAAUCAGGCAGGUGGAAAAUCUGUUGAGCCAACCCAAACCGAUAAGCUGCAUUUCUCAGUGUACGAUUUGUCUUUGAAUGAAUCUAAUGCUCAACCAAAUGCAGUUCCUCCUGAUACAGAGCAGGACAAGAUCAGAUCAGUUGUUGAAAAAAAGAAUGCUGAAGACGAGUUUCUUGUUGAUAAUGCUAAGUGUUUAGUGAAGAAACGUAAG